This is a messenger RNA of Indicator indicator, 1179 nucleotides long. RefSeq names its product PHD finger protein 24 (gene PHF24). The transcript has 7 exons. NCBI's taxonomy places the organism in Eukaryota, Metazoa, Chordata, Aves, Piciformes, Indicatoridae. The record is from RefSeq and is a predicted model, not a curated record. Gene Ontology annotation, molecular function: calcium ion binding. Bases 1 to 1179 code for a protein of 392 amino acids.
AUGGGGGUGUUGAUGUCCAGAAGGCAGACAGUGGAGAAGGUGCAGAAGGUCAGCUUGGCUGUGUCAGCCUUUAAGGAUGGGCUGCGGGCAGAGGGGGGAGGCACACGCCGAGGCACACUGGAGCAGUCUGUGCAGGAGGGAGAGGAGGAUGUGUCAGCAGGACCUUCCCAGACAGAAGAGAGCAGUGCUGCCAAGGCGGCCUGGGAACGGCUGCGGGAUGGCCGGGGUGUGGAGCCCGAGGAGUUUGACCGAGCCAACAGGUUCACACCGCCCGCCUUCAUCCGGCCCAAGAGGGAGCUGCAUGAUGAUGAGCCUCUGGACAUCAGCCUGGAGCAGCGGGAACAGGUCCUUAAUGACGAGAUGUGUGAGAUCUGUGAGGUGUGGACAGCUGAGAGCCUCUUCCCCUGCCGUAUCUGCAGCCGAGUGUACCACGACGGCUGCCUGCGCCGUAUGGGCUACCUGCAGAAUGACAGCGCCGUGGAGAUGACAGAGACAGCACACACCGAGACAGGCUGGAGCUGCUACUACUGCGACAACCUCAAUCUCCUGCUGACAGAGGAAGAGAUGUACAGCCUGAUGGAGACCCUGAAGCACUGCAAGAUUAUUCCAGAGACCUGCCUGACCCUGGAUGACUUCCUUCACUACAAGCAUCUGGUGCACAAGCAGCAGUUCGAGCAGCCCAUGGCUGAGGCGCAGGAGGAGCAGGCAGCCCUGCAGUUCUCUGCCCUGGACCCUGACAAGAAGGGGCAUAUCGAGUGGCAUGACUUCCUCUCCCAUGAGUCCAUUCAGCUGCUGCAAAAGCUGCGGCCACAGAACGCCCUCCUGCGGCUGCUGACGGCCAAGGAGCGAGAAAGGGCACGGGCAGCCUUCCUGGCCCUGGACCAGGACAGCGACGGGUUCAUCGGGGAGGGCGAGUGCCGCCGGGCCCGGCAUGCUUGGUUCCACAAGCACCAAAAGGAGACACCAUCCUGCAAUGUCAGCAUCAGCCACGUAGGGCCCAUGUCAGAGAGCAGCCCUGCCAGCAGCGGCAGUGGCAAGAGCCAGGAGAAGAUCCUGCCAGCCACGGAGCGUGAGGAGGCCAGGCCUAUCGACUGGCCCGGAUUCCUGCGGGAAAAUGUCAUCUACAUCCUGGCUGCCCGCCCCAACAGUGCCGCUCUCCACCUGCAGCCCCCCGCCUAG